UGACACACACUCUCUCUCACACACACACACACACACACACAGCUGGCUCGGGUUAGAUUAAUGUGACGCUCGGUAUGUUGCAGCAGCAGCCUAUUACAGGCAACGGGCCCAGCUCAGGCCGGGGGCUCGCGUUAAACACUCACCCGCGAAUGCACGGCUUGAACUCGGUGCACCCUCCGCCACACCACCGCUCCGAUGACGCGGGCCUCGAGGGAACGGAAAACGGCCACGAAAACAGACGUGACAUCGGGGACAUUUUGCAACAAAUCAUGACCAUCACCGACCAAAGUCUGGACGAAGCUCAGGCAAAAAAACAUGCCCUGAACUGUCACCGAAUGAAACCGGCUUUAUUCAGCGUGUUGUGUGAAAUUAAAGAAAAAACAGGUCUGUCCAUGCGGAACUCGCAGGAGGAAGAGCCUCCGGACCCGCAGCUCGUCAGACUCGACAACAUGCUCCUGGCCGAGGGCGUUGCCGGCCCGGAGAAAGGAGGCGGGGCCGCGGCCGCCGUCUCCGCGGCGACCAGCUCGGGCGGUAUGUCUCCAGACAGCUCGCUGGAGCACUCGGACUACAAACAGAAGCUGAGCCAGAUUCGCACGAUUUACCACACCGAGCUGGAGAAAUACGAGCAGGCGUGCAGCGAGUUCACAACCCACGUGAUGAACCUGCUGCGGGAACAGUCGCGACGGCCCGUGUCCCCGCGUGAGAUCGAGCGCAUGGUGGCCAUCAUCCACCGCAAGUUCAGCUCCAUCCAGACGCAGCUGAAACAGAGCACGUGCGAGGCCGUCAUGAUCCUCCGGUCCCGCUUCCUGGACGCCAGGCGCAAGAGGCGCAACUUCAGCAAGCAGGCCACGGAGGUGCUGAACGAGUAUUUCUACUCUCACCUGUCGAACCCUUACCCCAGCGAGGAGGCCAAAGAGGAGCUCGCCAAAUCGUGUGGCAUCACCGUCUCUCAGGUGUCCAACUGGUUUGGCAACAAGAGAAUCCGCUACAAGAAAAACAUCAGCAAGUUCCAGGAGGAGGCCAACCUUUACGCUAUGAAGACGGCCAUGGGGGCGACGCAGAGAGAGGGGUCGCCACAAACCCCCAACUCCACCGGCUCAGGGUCCUUCUCGCUCUCAGGGUCAGCUGAUCUCUUCCUUGGAGUUCCUCCUGUGAAUGGAGAGCAGCCUGGUUACCACAUGGGGGCUCAGACUAACGGGAGCUGGCAGGAUCAGAACACGCCUCCUUCUCCAACCGGAAGCGACGCCUCUGACAAUUCAGACUGAGGGCAAGCGCUGGUUCCAGACGCGUCCAUGAUACGAGGAGAAAACAGAGAGAGAGCGACUUUCACUCUUCUGCCAAAGUGCAGUGUUUUUAGGUUUGUUUUUUUUUUUUUUUUUUUUGUUAAAAAAAAAAAAGUCAAUAUCUGGAACGUGUGUGCGCACAAGAGAAAAAGGAGGAAACGGCUUUUAUUUAGGCUCAUGUACUCGUCCGUUUAGUUUUUUGGUUUAUAGUUUAUUUCUUUCUUCAUUAACUACUUCCACUACGCGUUACUGCAAUAUUCGGGUUCUGAAGAACGAGGAGAAAUGUUAGGUAAGCCGCAUUAUGUCUGCUUUUAUAACUCUAAUACUAUUGUUACUGUUAUCACUGCUAUUCUAACCCUAUAUUGUUUCUUUCGAAGCUCAGAUUGAGAAUUGGCACGGUUUAAAGGGGCAAUAGAGAAUAAUCCAAAGAUCGUUUUUGUCUUCUGUGUUUUUUCGUGUGUGUGUGUGUGUGUGUGUGUGUGUGUUUCUCUUUCUUUUUUUUUCUUUCUUUCUUUCUUUCUUUUUUUUUACUGUGUGUACUGUGUUUUUUUUUUUUUUUUUUUUCUUUCCAGAACGGGGUGCGUUUUGCCGUCUUUAUUUACGGUUUGAAUGCGUAUAUCCACAGUGCUGUCUUUCUCUGUACAGUGAAACACCUGUAUUCUCUACCUCUUUUACAAUAAAGACUGUCUGUGUACACAUUCAA
This is a messenger RNA of Silurus meridionalis, 1986 nucleotides long. RefSeq names its product pre-B-cell leukemia homeobox 2 (gene pbx2). The record is from RefSeq and is a predicted model, not a curated record. Lineage: Eukaryota; Metazoa; Chordata; Actinopteri; Siluriformes; Siluridae. Gene Ontology annotation, molecular function: DNA-binding transcription factor activity, RNA polymerase II-specific; RNA polymerase II cis-regulatory region sequence-specific DNA binding. Gene Ontology annotation, biological process: regulation of transcription by RNA polymerase II; neuron development; animal organ morphogenesis. Gene Ontology annotation, cellular component: nucleus.